Molecule: messenger RNA, 1580 nt
Organism: Brassica oleracea var. oleracea
Lineage: Eukaryota; Viridiplantae; Streptophyta; Magnoliopsida; Brassicales; Brassicaceae
Product: protein NRT1/ PTR FAMILY 5.5
Exons: 4
Coding region: 36-1580 (514 amino acids)
Biological process (GO): transmembrane transport
Cellular component (GO): membrane
Molecular function (GO): transmembrane transporter activity
Source: RefSeq, a predicted model, not a curated record
UUUGUUUCCAUGAGAAGUUAGCUGAUGUAGUACUAAUGGCGUCCUUUCUACGAGUUAUUGUUCUAUCAUGGGCUUUUACUGUUGCGUGGUUUACCCUCUGGAUGCUAAUGAUAUACUUGACGAAGGAGAUGAAACUCAAGUUCACGGACGCAGCUGCAAUAGUCAAUGUGUUUGCUGGUGUAUCAGCUGUUGCUCAUCUUGGCAUGCAGUUCUUAGUUGAUGCAUUUAUUGGUCACUUUUGGAUGCUCUGCCUCUCUACCUUAGCAUUCAGUUUUGGUUUCGGGUUCUUGGCAAUAUCAGCAUCACCAAUACUCUCUGGUGGAGCACAAAAGGGGCUAUUCUACGUUGCCCUAACGGUUAUAUCCGUUGGUAUAUAUGGACGGUCAAUCUCGUUGGGAGUUUUCACAGAGGACCAACUAGAAGACAGUGGGAACAAUGGGAAUCCAGCCAUGCUCACCAGCUUUGUCAUUGGAAACGUUGGGAACUUUGUAUUCCCUUUACUUGCUUCUACUGCACUUCCUCAGAUAAGUCCGUGGUUUGUAAGAUUCGCAGUCCCUGCUGGCUGCGAGGUCUUAGCAAUGCUGAUCUUUCUCUCUGGUGCUUGUUCAUACAAACGGGAAAGACCUAGUGGGAGCCCUUUGACAACAGUGUUCCGGGUCUUUGCGGCUUCUGCUUCCAAAAUGUCUAGUGGAUAUCAAAACAACUCAAACCAGCUUUAUGAAGAUACCGAGUGUGGUCUUGAUAUGAAGUCCCACACAAGUAGCUUGAGGUGCUUGGACAGAGCUGCGAUGAUACUCCAAACCGAGCCUUUGGAACAGCAGAGGGGAAACAGAUGGAGACUUUGUAGGGUUACAGAAGUGGAGCAAACUAAAAGCGUGAUACGCACGGUUCCUUUGUUCACGACAUCUCUUAUCUCCGGGAUCGUUUUCUCUCUUGGUAACACUUUCUUCCUCGAACAAGCAAACCAUUUGGACUCCAAGUUCGGAUCAUGGAACCUCCCUCUCCCACUCCUCUUACUCUUUAGCGAGGCUGCAAGGCUAGGAUCUCGAGAACUAUGCGUCAUGGCUGCAAAACGUAACGCCCAAGCACCAAAACAAACCAAAACGCCAUAUGGUAUACCAGUCUCCAUCAUCCUAUCGGUAUUCUGCUGCGCCAUUGCUGCACAUGUUGAGUCCAUGAGGCUCAAAGUGGUUAGAACUCAAGAGACCGUCUACAUGAGUGUUUUCUGGCUGCUCCCACAGUACGUUCUUCUUGGUUCAAUUACAGGGAUCUAUGAAAACAGCUUUGCGCUUUACCUAGAAGAAACGGUCCCUGAAGAGUUGAGUCAAUACAUGGUUUUGUUUAACGUGGGUGUGUGUGGGGUUGGGAUCAUGAGCAAUAUUGCUCUUGUUAGUGUGGUGGGUAGAGUAAGUGGAGGAAACUGGUUUCAAGACACAAUAGACAAGAGCCGGUUGGAUAAUUAUUAUUGGGUGCUAUCAGCUUUGAGCAUGUUCAACCUCUUGUUGUAUUUCUCUGUAACUAAUAGGUACACAAAGUGCUACAAGAAGGAUGGGGGAGCACAAGAAAUGAUCGAUAGGUGA